GGGCUCCCCGCGCCUGGCCGGCCGCUGCAGUCAUGGGCCUGGUUUCUUUGUGCUUCAUCUAGGGAAGCCAAAGCCAUGGAGGCCCCGCCCGUUACCAUGAUGCCCGUCACUGGCGGCACCAUUAACAUGAUGGAGUAUUUACUCCAAGGAAGUGUUUUGGAUCAAAGCCUAGAGAGCCUCCUUCACCGGUUGCGUGGUUUGUGUGACAACAUGGAACCUGAGACGUUUCUGGAUCAUGAGAUGGUGUUCCUCCUGAAAGGGCAGCAGGCUAGUCCCUUUGUCCUGAGGGCACGGCGCUCCAUGGACAAAACUGGAACACCCUGGCACUUGCGCUAUUUGGGACAGCCAGAAAUGGGAGACAAAAACCGCCAUGCUCUGGUGCGCAACUGUGUUGACAUUGCCACAUCAGAGAACCUUACUGACUUUCUGGUGGAGAUGGGCUUCCGCAUGGACCAUGAGUUUGUUGCCAAGGGCCAUGUGUUCCGCAAGGGUAUCAUGAAGAUUGUAGUGUACAAGAUCUUUCGCAUCCUGAUUCCAGGAAACACUGAUAGCAUUGAGCCCUUGUCUCUCUCCUACCUUGUGGAGCUGAGUGUUGUAGCUCCAGCAGGACAAGACAUAGUGUCUGAUGACAUGCGAAACUUUGCUGAGCAGCUAAAGCCUUUAGUUCAUCUGGAGAAAAUUGACCCCAAAAGGCUCAUGUAAAGGACUCAGCAAAUAAUCUAGUUCUAACAGCCUCUUCAUGCAAAGACUGGACAAGAGUUUAUAUACCAGUUUCAUUCUCCAAAUAAUGGAGGAGAGAUGUCUUAAUAUUAUUUCAUGAGACAGGAAAUACAACUAUCAGAAUCAGUAAUACAGUGGAGCUGACUGCACGCUGUUGCCAAAAGAGGAAUGUAUUUUUUUCCCACUUUUUUUUUUUUUAACUUAGCAAUCUUAGGUGUUAGUUUAUCUGCUAGUGUUACAAAUAAGAUGAAAAUUAGUUUUUCAGGCAAAAGGUGUUACCCCUUCAACAAAUAUAGAUUUUUUUUAAAAGCUAGUUUCCUUAGUUAGGACUUGGUUUUCAAAACUGAACUCUCAAAACAUAACUUACUUUUAAGACUAUUUAUUUUAGGUACUUCAGUAAACUGGGCCUAUGAAAAUAAUCUGAUCAGUUUCUCUGAUUUCUAGUCAAUUCCUUUUUCUGCUUCUUACCUAUUUGUAAAUGUCUGCAGAAGAAGCUUGUAGAUAUUUAAAAGUGGUAUUUUAAAAAAUUCUGUACAUCUAAGGUUUUGCAAAAAGUCAGUUUUAGGAAAACCAAAUUUCUGGGCACCAAAUUUACAUUACUUCAUAUUUCUGUUUUGUUUUUGGUUGAAUACUUUGAUGCCUGAGUUAAAUCAUAGUGAAAUAACACCUGAAUUUUGUGUAUUACUAUUAGCAAUUUUUUCCUUCAGUUUUCUGCUGUGGUAAAAUUGGGGGUCAAUAAAAAAAAAUUUGACCAGCAGGUGCACAGAACUCCUGACUGUUUUGAUCAUUUUGUUGUUAACCAUUCUGAGAUGUUUGUUUAAACAAGUCCUUAUUCUGUGCCUCUGAGUUCUGUAGUCAAAUAAUAAGUAUUUGUUACUGUAAUUCCAGAAAAAGUCUUUCAGCUGACUUCUUUCAGGGCUAAUAUUUAUGAUAACGUACAGUAACUUUACAAUUGUACUUUAUUGAAAAAAUUAUCAUUAAUGCCAGUAAAGAUACACUAGGUUAACUGUGAAUGUUUCCUAACAUGCACAGAGCAAUCUUUUCACUUCCACCCUUGCUGUAGAACUCUGUUUUAGUGGAAUGGCAUACAGCAGUACAACAGUACAGUUAAGGAUAGGUUCUGAUGAAGAAUAUCACAUUUAGAUGAAACUGCACAAAGGACUUCUAGGUGGACAGUAGAAUUAUCCAUGAUGGAAUUUGGCCAGAAUAAAUUAUUCUUGGUGACUACCAAGUGCUUUGAGGUAAGCAGAACAUCACAUCCCAGCUGGCACACUGAUACAGCAUUUGCACAAAAACUGGUGUGGGCAUGUGAGUGACCAAUGAAGAUGUCAGUUGCAGCUAAGGUAACUGAAUAGGGAGUGCUACCAACAAUUCUCAGUCUAUUGAAGCUAUAUUUCAUAGUACAGGUGCAGGCAUCUAUGUAUCUAGAGUCCUAGCACAUCUUGUAUCAAAUUUAAUUUUAGAUUUGCAUCAAGGCUUAUGCCUAACCUUACUAUAAUCUAUUAAAAUUUAAAUAAAUAAUCAAGUAGUACAUGUUAGCUCUCAGUUUUGAAGUCAGACCAAUGAACUGGUGGAAGUCACUGCCUUCAGCAUUUGAAAUAAAGUGCUAAACUACCCUUUGAGAAUAGUGAUUUUUUUUUUUAUGUAGGUACAGAGGGGACAUUUUUUCUGUUCAGUUCAAUGACUCAAAGUUGAGACACCAAUUAGGACUUGAAAAAACCCAGAAUUUGUUUUCCUCUUCCAGUUUAUUAAUAAAAAGGUGUAAAAGGACGAGUUCUACCUUCUUGAAGAAUAUAGGCAUCUAAAUACUUUUGACAAUCUGGCCCAUACUAACCAAAACCAACCAAUUCACUUCUUAGAGCUAAUCCUUCAAGUUAAACUAGUAGGCUACGUCUACACUGGCAUGGAUGCUUUUGCGCAAAAGCACAUCUCUUG
This is a messenger RNA of Pelodiscus sinensis (Chinese soft-shelled turtle), 2655 nucleotides long. The record is from RefSeq and is a predicted model, not a curated record. NCBI's taxonomy places the organism in Eukaryota, Metazoa, Chordata, Testudines, Trionychidae.